CACAAACAAACCAAUUAAAUUAUUAAACUAUUCCACUUCUGUCUGAAAUUAUGCUGUGGAGAAUAAAAACAAUGAAACUUCAUUUUGAAGCAAAGAGUCCCACGUUGUUGUUGUAGUAUCAGUUUCCACCAACAAAAAGAAGACAAAAAAAAGACCAAAUGAAGAUUCAACUUGCAGUUAUAACUAUGACACAUUGACACUAUCACCUCCCAUCUCAUAAUUCAGCUGCUAAAUUACCUUCUUACUAUGUCAACAUCAAACAUUCCCAAAAAAAAUGUCACACACACUCACACUUUAUGAUAGAAACUUUCAAGCUGCAAUGAGUUAUAAUGAAGACAAGAUUCUGUUGUAAUAUUUUUCUAACUUUCUUUUCUUGUCCUUUCUCCACUUUCACUGUACCUUUGCUUCUACUCUCUAUCUCUUUUUCUAUGGAGUUUUUUUUUUGUUUCCUUGCUGUUUUGUGAAGCCUAAGGUUCCUUCUUGUUGCAAAGUUUUAAUAUUAUUUCUUUGCACUAUAUUGGGUUGAAUUUAUUUUUGAAUAGUCACUUCAAUUUUCAAAGGAAAAAGCUACAAUGGAAACUGGGUCAAGCUCAGAAAUUGUAGAUAAGGGGAAGGUUAUGAGGGGUGUCAAUAGCAAAGGCAAGAAGCAGUAUUCUAAUGGUAUCAAAAUUGAGCCUUUUGUACCAAGAAGUAAGCAUCACAAUCCUAAAGAGUUGAGAACUUGGGCAAAGAAAACUGGGUUUGUGUCUGAUUACUCUGGUGAAGCUGGGACUAGUGCAAGUGAGAAGUUUGAUAGUGUUGGUUUUGAUGUAGAGAAGAGUUCUGUUGUUGUUGUUGAUGAUGAUGAUGAUCAAAGAGAAGGAGGGUCUUCUCCUAAGAUAGAGAUUGAUCCGGUUCUCGGGGUUGCGAGGCCCAACAUGGACGAUGAGAUCAAACCGGAUUAUGAUUCGAAGCAUGGAGCUAGAAGGGGUGAGAAAGAUAAGUUUUUGAGGUCAAAUUAUGGUUUGAAUGAGACAAUAGGAAACCAAAAUCAGAGGAAGAAAAAUGGGGUUGAACCUGUUUUGGGCUAUGGUGAUAAGAAAAUUGGACUAAGAAGGAAUGAUGAUACUAAUGGAAUAAUGAAUUUGAUUAGGGAUGGUAAUGGCCAUGCACUGGGAGUUUCUUCUGCAGUUGCUCCUAUGCCAGAAAAAAAGAAGGAAGACGAAAGUGUAACUGAAGGAGAUGUUAAGGUGAAUCUGUAUGCUGAGGAUGAGGAACAUGCUCAUAGAGAGUUUCAAGGACAGUCUCAAAUGAAGUAUGGACUCACAGAAAAUCCGAGUGUUGUACUUCUUAUCUAUUAUGGUCUGCAGCACUACCUAUCAUUGGUUGGCUCAUUAGUGUUAAUCCCAUUAGUCAUGGUCCCAACCAUGGGUGGAACAGAUAAGGAUACUGCUAGUGUAAUUUCUACUAUGUUGUUUCUUUCGGGCGUCGCAACGAUACUGCACUUAUACUUUGGAACUCGACUGCCUUUAGUUCAAGGGAGCUCAUUUGUGUAUUUGGCACCGGCACUAGUUAUCAUCAAUGCUGAAGAGUUUCGAAAUCUUACACACCACAAAUUUAGGCACAUAAUGAGGGAACUCCAAGGAGCUAUAAUUGUUGGUUCAAUAUUCCAAUGUAUUCUGGGGUUUAGUGGUUUAAUGUCUCUUCUUCUAAGGAUAAUCAACCCAAUUGUGGUGGCUCCAACUGUUGCUGCUGUAGGUUUAGCAUUCUUUAGCUAUGGCUUUCCACAAGCUGGCACUUGCAUGGAAAUUAGCAUUCCACAAAUUGUGUUGGUUCUAAUAUUCACUCUGCAUCUUCGAGGAAUAUCUAUCUUUGGACACCACUUGUUUCGAAUUUAUGCUGUUCCUUUAAGUGUUACAAUAAUUUGGAUAUAUGCAUCAUUUUUAACAGCUGGGGGAGCAUAUAAGUACAAAGGAUGUGAUCCAAACAUCCCUAGUUCAAACAUUCUGAUUGAUUCAUGCAAAAAUCAUGCUUAUACAAUGAAGCAUUGCAGGACUGAUGUAUCAACUGCAUUGUCAACUUCUGCAUGGCUCAGAGUUCCUUACCCUUUACAAUGGGGUUUCCCUAUUUUCCAUUUUAGGACUUGCAUAAUCAUGGUCAUAGUGUCCCUGGUUGCCUCUGUUGAUUCUAUUGGAACUUAUCACAGUGCAUCUCUGAGAAUUAAUUUGAGGCCUCCAAUCCCAGGAGUUGUGAGCCGCGGAAUUGCAUUGGAGGGUUUAUGUAGUAUAUUAGCAGGUCUUUGGGGUUCAGGAACUGGAUCAACUACCUUGAUAGAAAAUGUUCACACAAUUGACAUAACAAAGGUUGCAAGUAGGAGGGUAGUGGAACUUGGAGCAGCCUUCAUGAUCCUCUUCUCAUUUAUGGGAAAAGUGGGUGCUCUUCUGGCUUCUAUUCCACAGGCCUUGGCUGCAUCUGUACUAUGUUUCAUGUGGGCUCUUAUAACAGCAUUAGGACUCUCAACAUUACAGUAUGGUCAAUCAGGAAGUUUUAGGAACAUAACAAUAGUUGGUCUUUCAUUGUUCCUUGGUCUAUCCAUCCCUUCCUAUUUUCAACAAUACCAGCCUCAAUCCACUUUGAUAUUGCCUUCUUAUCUAGUUCCUUAUGCAGCUGCUUCUAGUGGACCAUUCCAUUCAGGCAUUAAACAACUUGAUUUUGCAAUCAAUGGCCUUAUGUCCUUAAACAUGGUGGUUACAUUGUUGGUGGCAUUCAUACUGGACAAAACUGUCCCAGGAAGUUCACAAGAAAGAGGGGUGUAUUUAUGGAUGCAACCUCAAGACAUUGCAAAUGAUCCUUCAUUGGCAUCUCAAUAUUCUCUGCCAAGGAAAGUUGCUAGAUGUUUUUGUUGGGCAAAAUGGUUAGGAGUUUGAUUACAAAGUUAUCUAUUGAGUUACUCUAUCCAGGCACUAAUGGUAACAUUCUCUACUGAAUUAUCUAUAUAGCAUCGGCGCUACAAAUUGAAGGUGUGUCUAAUGUCUGACAUAUGGUAGUGUCAGAUACUAAUACAGCAUCGACGCAUUUGAUUAAAUUUUUCAUAAAGUAUUAUCGGUGUGUAUUAGUGUCGUGUCCGAUGUUUGUGUUAGUGUGCAUAGAAGAUAUAGCAGCUUAUGAAGAAUAUAUAAAUGGAUUGAAUUACAGAUUACCAAAUAGGAAAUAGUACAGCACUGAUUAUGCUUGUGAAAUUACAAAAUGUUCUCACAUAUAGGUAAAUUUGUGAACUGAAAAGGAAAAAGUGAACAAACUAUUGUACUUAUACAUAAUUCUUUUAAUCUAAUGAUAAUUCAUUUUUGCA
Molecule: messenger RNA, 3328 nt
Organism: Cicer arietinum (chickpea)
Lineage: Eukaryota; Viridiplantae; Streptophyta; Magnoliopsida; Fabales; Fabaceae
Product: nucleobase-ascorbate transporter 11
Biological process (GO): transmembrane transport
Cellular component (GO): membrane
Molecular function (GO): transmembrane transporter activity
Source: RefSeq, a predicted model, not a curated record